CGUACCGUUUCAUUAAAGAAACGACGAAGUGGACGUAGGGCAACUAAAUUCCAAUUCGGAACCUAAAACCCCUGUUAGCUCAGCCCUAACUUAGUCAGUCACCGGAGAGUUAUGCUGUGACCUUUGUAAUUGUAGCUAUGGAGGGAAUACAGAAGAUGAUUCGCAAUGUUACAAAAGACUCAAAUUUGGGGUCGUCUUCAUCAUUUGAAGCAUCUCGUUUGAGCGAAGGACUCUCUUCCGCCUUAUCUUCUUCAGACCAGCCCCGCGUUCUGGUCACCAGAUCUUCCAGCCGGGUGGUGUCACUGUGGACAUGCUCAAAACUUUGUGCUAUAUGUUUUACUGUUGGAGUAGUUGUGGGUUACACUCUGAAGCGUCGAGUACGACGCUGGGCUUCUAAGCUUCUUAAGCGGUUGAAAGAUGAAUGAACACUAUUAUUUGAUCCUCUUUAUGAUGUUCAGUUCUAAGUUUACUUUAACAAUUAGAUUGUUCUCUUAAUUGUAAACAUUUACGUAACAAAAACAUGCGAUUUGGAUACAGUUUUUCUUGUUAUUUAUCAUUAGAGCGGUUUACUGGUGAUUUUUGGUUACUCUUUUUUUUUUUUAUCUAUAUAUACUAAUAAAUUAAUAAUGUGAGGUCGAGGAUAAGUUUAAGCAAUUAUCUCCUCAUCAUUCUCUACUCAAGCUUUUAUGUUGUAAUUUUUAGCCUCGGAUUGGAUCAUAAAAUAUAGAUUGUUUUAAUGAUGACAAAGCUGAGCUUUUC
Molecule: messenger RNA, 759 nt
Organism: Cannabis sativa
Lineage: Eukaryota; Viridiplantae; Streptophyta; Magnoliopsida; Rosales; Cannabaceae
Exons: 2
Coding region: 138-425 (95 amino acids)
Source: RefSeq, a predicted model, not a curated record